Messenger RNA from Diospyros lotus (date-plum), 1605 nucleotides. Its product is annotated as LRR repeats and ubiquitin-like domain-containing protein At2g30105. Bases 110 to 1291 code for a protein of 393 amino acids. The transcript has 10 exons. Gene Ontology annotation, molecular function: protein binding. Lineage: Eukaryota; Viridiplantae; Streptophyta; Magnoliopsida; Ericales; Ebenaceae. The record is from RefSeq and is a predicted model, not a curated record.
UUGAACCGACUACCCGAAAUAUUUGCAAACCACCAACCGAACGUGAACCGUCCACAAUGGAUAAUCGAACUGAUCGAUUCUAUUCAAUUUAAUCGGUUUAACCCAUUUUAUGCUGAUCCUUAAUUUCAAAGCAAUUGGAAUCAAGAACAUAGAAUUUUUCCCGAGAUGCCAUUUGCAAGUGAAAUUACAAAACCUUGCGCCGCGCGCUGCGCAGAAGAGUCGGAGAGAGACAGACAGAAGAGACGCACAGAAGAAAAGAAGAAUGGAGAAGGAUGAGAAAUCCAGCGAUACGGCAAACAUCACCAUCAAAUUCAGCGGUCAAUCCAUACCUAUCUCUCUCUCGCUGGAAUCUACCAUCCGAGAUCUCAAGUCGCUCCUUCAACCCCUCACCAACGUCCUUCCCCGCGGCCAAAAGCUCAUCUUCAAAGGAAGAAUUCUGGACGAUCACGUCACAUUGAGGUCGUCGGGGGUGUCGGAUAGGGCCAAGAUCAUGCUCGUGGCCUCCCAGGGUUUACACCAAGGGGAUGGUCCUAUUAGCAGGUUGGCCAAUGCAAAUCGGGGCAAAAAGAAUGAGAAGAGCGUUGCUGUUGGAAAGAGUCACUUUGAGCGUUGGAAAUCUACUGGUGUCUUUGCAUUAUCUGGAUGCAACUUGACGGCCAUACCCGAUGAAUUAUGGACUUGUGGACCUUAUGCUAGAGUACUUGAUCUCAGCCACAACUCUCUACAAGACGUACCAGCUUCAAUUGGUUUGUUAUGUUAUUUGGAGAGACUGCUGCUGAAUGCAAAUGAAAUAUUGGAUGAUUUCAUUAGCUGGGAAGGAUUAACAUCUCUGAAGUCUCUAACUGUUUUAUCAUUAAGCCAAAAUCACUUAAAAAGUUUGCCUUCUGCCCUGGGCUCUUUAUCUUGUUUGAGGGAGCUUGAUGUUGCAAACAACAACAUAACAUGUCUCCCAACCGAAAUAGGGUGUCUGACUCAGCUUCAAGUUUUGAAAGCCAACAAUAAUAGGUUGUACAAUGUUCCUGCUAGUAUAGGGGAAUGUACUGCUCUUCUUGAGGUUGACCUUAUGGCAAAUCUUCUGGUGGAGUUGCCAGAGACAUUUGGCAAUUUACAGAAUCUGAAGGCUUUAUAUUUGAGUAACAAUGGACUCAAAGCCCUUCCUCCUACACUGUUCAAAAUGUGCACCCAGCUUUCUACCCUGGAUCUCCAUGGGACUCAGAUCACCAUGGAUAUGCUCCGCCAGUGUUUUGACAGUUUGAAGGUUGGGAAGAUUUUGAUACACGUCGGCGCCUAAAACUUAAAAAGCAACUGGAUUUCAGAGUUGGGGGAUCUGCUAAAUUUGACGAGGGUGCUGAUAAAAGCUUUUGACAGGAUAAAGAGCGAGCUUGGGAAGAAGAUAAGCCACCCAUUGAAUUUCGGAGUAGAACAGCAUUUGAAAUGAGUUCCCCCGAGAGAGAGAGAGAGGAGGGUGGGGGGGGGGAAUUGUCUCCAAAUCCUCUUGUUGUCUGUAACGGCCAUGAUAGUUAAAUCCUUUACCAUUUACGCAUUUACGUGAUCAAUGAGAAUGUUUUUGUAACGGUAGCCCAUAUGGCGGGCGUAUUUCUCUAA